Messenger RNA from Phycomyces blakesleeanus NRRL 1555(-), 501 nucleotides. RefSeq lists its product as hypothetical. The record is from RefSeq and is a predicted model, not a curated record. NCBI's taxonomy places the organism in Eukaryota, Fungi, Mucoromycota, Mucoromycetes, Mucorales, Phycomycetaceae. The coding region runs from base 1 to 501 and encodes 166 amino acids. The transcript has a single exon.
AUGUUUAACUUUAACAAGACCAAACAAUCGACAAUUCUUCCUUGCAAUUCUGACUUCAUGGAGACAUUUGAAGGGAAUACUGAUAACCACGAUUUAAAUUACCGUCCUAUUCAGACAAGGCCUGUUAAGGAAAGCUGUUCUGCCUUGGUCGAAAAACCAGUAUACAUGGAAGGUGUCAGCACACAAGACAAGGUUUUGGAUCCUGAAGAUUUGAUUAUGCUAGGAGAUAAACCAAAGGAGAAGUGCUGCUACCAAUCUUAUAUGGAAGAGGAAACUUUGCUGGUUCUGAAGAAGUAUUUUGUUGAUGAGAUAACAAUGGCGGAAGCAGGAAAAAGUGUAGAUAUGCCAAGAUCAACAGCCGGUUGGGUGAUAAGACGUAUAAGAAGUAGACUAAACCUACCAGCUAGAAGAUCCCGUAUGCACAAGUAUGCCUGUUUAGAAGAAUAUGAAAAAACACUAUGCAAAUAUGUCAAAACUAUGCUUUUACAAAAAAAACUAUGA